Molecule: messenger RNA, 639 nt
Organism: Nicotiana tabacum (common tobacco)
Lineage: Eukaryota; Viridiplantae; Streptophyta; Magnoliopsida; Solanales; Solanaceae
Source: RefSeq, a predicted model, not a curated record
AUGGCACUGACGUAUGCCUUUACGAAGGAGUCUACUGGUACGGUAGGCGAGUUUAUGGGGGUUGGUUACCGAUCCGUUGUUGCUUGGUCUCUCAGGUACUUGCUCAGUGGGGGAGCUGCUUUCGGUGCUGCUGUUGGAGAAGCUGAAUUUACAGGGCCAGACCUCGAGCAUCAGGCUAUAGGGAAAGUCAAGAUUAUUAAAGAUAGGUUGAAAACUGCUCAAAGUCACCAAAAGUCUUACUCAGACGUUCGUCGCAAAGAUUUGGAGUUCAAAGAGGAUGAUUGGGUAUUUUUGAAGGUUUCCACCAUAAAGGGUACCAUGUGGUCUGGAAAUAAAGGAAAGUUGAGUCCCAAGGUUUCCACCAUAAAGGGUACCAUGUGGUCUGGAAAUAAAGGAAAGUUGAGUCCCAAGGUAUUGGGAGAUCCAUCCACUAUUGUGCUAGUUAAAACUAUCGAGGUUAAUGAGGAACUGUCAUAUGAAGAAGUUCCAGUUGCCCUUCUUGGCAGGCAAGUUCGGAAAUUGAGAAAUAAGGAAAUUGCCUCUCUAAAAGUGUUAUGUCCGAACCAACAGGUUGAGGAAGCCACUUGGAAAGACGAGAAAGAAAUGAGAAAGAAGUACCCACAUCUGUUUUAUAGCCAU